CGAGCGCCAUCUUCAUCGCCAAUCGAUCACCUUUUAAGGUGAUGAUUUGGAAGAUGGACUGCUUCCCCCCCUACAGAUGUACGCCAAUUGGGUGAGGGAUGUGGUAUGGGCCCUUAAUCUGGGGCUCCCAAAAUCGACGAUUGCUAGUGCUUCCCAGGAGGGGACGGUUGUCAUAUGGACGGUGGCGAAGGAAGGAGAUCAGUGGGAGGGGAAGGUCUUGAACGAUUUCAAGACGCCAGUGUGGAGGGUGUCAUGGUCACUGACUAGGAAUAUAUUGGCAGUGGCAGACGGGAACAACAAUGUGACGUUGUGGAAGGAGGUGGUAGAUGGAGAGUGGCAACAGCUCUUAACGCAAGUCUGUCUUGCAUUAUCAGCAUUGGUCAUUCAUGCAGUAGAACACAAGAAGCCCAUUAAGCAACUAUUUUUUAGUCUUGACCGACUGCGAACCCAGGAUAAUGGUAAUAUUGUUGUUUUAGAGAUGCUUACUGUUCUUCCAGAGGAAGUCAUUAAGGAUCAAAAUACUGAUUGUAACAUUAGUUCGAAUCGUAGAUGCCAGUAUGGCCGAGAGGUUUGAGAAUUUUUACAAUCAUUAUUAUAGUACUCUUUCUUGAUUUUGUUCUGAGU
Molecule: messenger RNA, 624 nt
Organism: Magnolia sinica
Lineage: Eukaryota; Viridiplantae; Streptophyta; Magnoliopsida; Magnoliales; Magnoliaceae
Product: protein transport protein SEC13 homolog B-like
Exons: 2
Coding region: 77-574 (165 amino acids)
Biological process (GO): protein import into nucleus; COPII-coated vesicle budding
Cellular component (GO): COPII vesicle coat; nuclear pore outer ring
Molecular function (GO): protein binding; structural molecule activity
Source: RefSeq, a predicted model, not a curated record